AGGUGGACCUCCAGGAGUACGGGCGCGCCACGCCCCCGCCCAACGCCACGUCCACUGAACCGCUGGCGGUGACCUCGGGCGGCAGAGCCCACGCGCUCGUGGGGCGCUGGGUGGUGUGGCCCUCCCUGGCGGACAGGACCGCCUCCCUCGGCCCAGACAGCAGCUACCUGGGGCGGGGGCUGACCUGGCCCUGCUACGUGCAGGCGCUCGCUGCGCCCGGCACGGGCCCUGGCCAGAUCGCGCCCGUGCCGGUGGCCGCGGGCGAGACGAGGCAGCUGCAGGUGACCGUGCGGCAAGGCGCGGGCAAGUGCGACGGGCGCCGCGGGCCCGGAGUUCUC
Molecule: messenger RNA, 338 nt
Organism: Prorocentrum cordatum
Lineage: Eukaryota; Dinophyceae; Prorocentrales; Prorocentraceae
Source: the annotation of a GenBank genome assembly